Ictalurus furcatus (blue catfish) is the source of this 1791-nucleotide messenger RNA. It is a transcript of the gene lypla1, whose product is annotated as lysophospholipase 1. NCBI's taxonomy places the organism in Eukaryota, Metazoa, Chordata, Actinopteri, Siluriformes, Ictaluridae. The record is from RefSeq and is a predicted model, not a curated record. Gene Ontology annotation, biological process: protein depalmitoylation. Gene Ontology annotation, cellular component: cytoplasm. Gene Ontology annotation, molecular function: carboxylic ester hydrolase activity; palmitoyl-(protein) hydrolase activity. The transcript is spliced from 9 exons. Bases 670 to 1359 code for a protein of 229 amino acids.
CAGCACAAGCGUGGCCCAGUUUUACAAGAGAUUCUCAAAGUGUCCAUAAAAUGUUUUUAGAUCUGUCUGGAAUAUUACAAACCCCAAAAACUGAUGUAAAUAUAGAGAAGGUAACAGCAGCUAAGAAUGUUUUUGAAGUCAGCUCAGGAUUUUAUCUUUAGGCUGGUUUCAAUGCCAGCGUUAAACGUCAACUGCGGUAAUUGCCACAGCACACCCCACUCUCCAUCAGUCAGUUAUUGGUACUUGAUGAACCAAUAGCAGUCACGGACGCGUCAUAAUAUUAUAAUUUCACCAAUCAGGAGCCACAUACAGGAGACGUUAUAAAGGCGGGACUUCCUGUGUCAGUUUAGAGUAUGGCUAAGUGUUUAUGAAAAUGCUGACCCAGGAUCAGGCUUUUCAUUCACCUAUCGUAUUUAAAACAUAAGCAUAUACGACUAGAGCUGAACGGAGAGCUGUAUUAGACUGUUAAAUGUGAGAGGUUACGUUCAGCAUAAACAUGGCUCUAACCUAGCCACUCCACAACCACUUAGAAAUAGUGAAAGUCGAGGCUUACUGCAUUUUAUUACCGGUCUGGUUUAUUCGAUUUGUGUUAGAAAUCCAAAGUCCUAAUUUACACGCGGUACAUUGCAAGCUUGUUCUACUACUGAAUGUCACCCUGCUCUCUGGUAUAUGUGCGGGAAUAACAUGUCCGCGCCGCUCCCCGCCAUUGUGCCGGCCGCCCGCAAAGCUACAGCGGCGGUCAUCUUUCUCCAUGGCCUGGGAGAUACAGGGCAUGGCUGGGCUGACGCUAUGGCUGCGAUCAGGACUCCUUAUGUCAAGUACAUUUGCCCGCAUGCACCAGUCAUGCCAGUUACCCUUAACAUGAACAUGGCAAUGCCUUCCUGGUUUGAUAUCAUUGGGUUGGGUCCGGAUGCAGUGGAAGAUGAAACCGGGAUAAAAAAAGCUGCAGAAAGCAUCAAUGCUUUGAUUGAUCAGGAGGUAAAAAAUGGAAUUCCAUCUCAUCGUAUCGUAUUGGGUGGCUUUUCUCAGGGUGGUGCACUAUCUCUUUACACAGCUCUAAAAACUCAUCAGAAACUCGCAGGUGUUGUUGCUCUGAGCUGCUGGCUGCCUCUCAGGAACUCUCUCUCAAAGUCAGUGAUUGGCACUAAUAAGGGAAUACCAGUGCUGCAGUGUCAUGGUGAGGCAGAUCCUCUGGUUCCAUUGAUAUUUGGGUGUCUCACAGUGGAGAAACUCAAGACCAUGCUCAAUCCUAACAGCAUCACCUUCAAAACAUAUCCCGGGAUGCCCCACAGUGCCUGCCAUGAGGAAAUGAUGGAUAUAAAACAAUUCAUCGAGAAGCAGCUGCCACCAAUCGACUAAUCAAUGAUGCCUUAAUGAUCCUUUGUCACUGAUCAGUGGGAACAAGCUCUUUCCACAAGCCGCUUUCUCGUCAUCUGAAUGAACUGACAACAAAACGACCAAAUCCAAAUUCUGGACUAAUACUGAUAUCAAACUUACUAACUGGUUCUCAGUGCUUGUCUUAAAAUACUCCUACCCUGCAUAUUUUAUUGUUUGUUUUUCCUGCUUUAAUGAUCUAAUCCAUCAGCCAAUUAACCGGUCCUUCCUGAUUUGAUGUGUGUUUGUUAAAGAAGGGAAAGCAAUAAUAUCUACAGAGCCUGGAUAAUCUUUUUUUUAAAGAUUGUAAAGACGUUUUUUUGUAAUUGGCUAUAGCUGUGUGAUUAUAGACGAGAGUUUGGUUGAUGACAAAAGGUUUCUGAUGACAAAAUGAUGCACAAUAAAAGACAUAAAUGA